Messenger RNA from Yamadazyma jaroonii, 1197 nucleotides. The record is from the annotation of a GenBank genome assembly. Lineage: Eukaryota; Fungi; Ascomycota; Pichiomycetes; Serinales; Debaryomycetaceae.
AUGAAACCUCAUCAACUAAGACAAUUAGGGGUUGGAAUUCUUUUAUUGAUAACUUUGGUUUUCGGUGUAAGGUUUUUCUGGACAUCAAAUGAUGAAUAUUCACCAGAAGAAAUCAAUUCUUUGUUACAAGGUAAAGAUCAAGAAACUGUCAGAAUCAAGAAGAUUGAACUUUUAACCCAAAAAUUGAAGAAACCUUUCAUUGAACCAAAUAGUUAUAAGAUCAAGAAUUGGGAAUUGAAAGGUAAUACUAUCAUUAAAAAUAAUGAUUUCAUCAGAUUAACUUCUGAUAAUCAACAUCAAGUUGGUAGUAUAUUUUCAACCUUACCUAUUCAAGCUGAAAGUUUUGAAAUGGAAUUAACUUUCCACAUCCAUAGCAAGAAUGCAAUGAUGGCUGAUGGGUUAGGUAUUUGGUUCAUCGAUGAAAAAUCCGAAAUUGGUGAUGUUUUUGGAGUAAAGAAUUAUUUCAACGGUUUAGGUAUAAUGAUUGAUACUUUUAAGAACGGUAAACGAGGUCAAUUUCCCUUAGUGAACGUUAUGUUGGGUAAUGGGCAAACUGGUUAUGAUAAAGCUCUUGAUGGUUAUGAUACAAGAUUGGCCAGUUGUGUGGCUCAACUGGUAACUAACCCUAAAUCUGGUUUAACUAAAGCCAGAAUAGUUUAUAUCAAGAAUGGGUAUUUCUCGUUGGAUUUUGAUUAUAAUAAUAAUAAUCAAUGGACUAAUUGUGUAACAUUGAAUGAUGUGAUAUUACCACCAAUUAAGUAUUUGGGAUUAUCAUCAGAAACAGGAGAAGUUACUCAAAAUGUCGAUAUCUUGGAGAAUAAGAUUUUUGCAUUAUAUAAACCUCAAGGAUCAUUUAUUGAAAGUAUUGAAGAAUUGAAACAAAUGAUGGAAGAUACUGACGAUAUUGAAAAUGAUCCUGAACAUAAGAACCCCAUACCAAGUAAAAAGACCAGAAAAUCCAUCUCCAGAUUAAAGAAAGCUGAACAAAGGAUUAAAGAGAACACCAAAAAGAGAAAUAAGGAACAAUACGGCCAUGAAGAUGCUAAUAUUUUCACACAUAUUCUUGGACAAAUCUGGAAACUCAUCAAAUACUUAUUGGUGAUAUUAUUGGUAGUAAUGGGGGUUUGGUUCGGAUUUAUUAUCUUCAGAAUCUCCAGAGAUAAGAAAAAACCUAGAACCACUGGACUUUUAGAUUAG